UGAUGACGCCGCUUGAUCAUUAAAAAAAAAUCUGCCGUUAAAAAAUAUCAGAGAAUUAGGUCAGCAAACUAACUCAGUGCCAAUGGCCACGCUAUGAGUGUAACUACCGUGUUUUUGAAUAUAUAGCUAACCUUCACAAAGACGCGACCUGGGCAUAAAAUAUAUAAGGUUAGGAGAGAGAUGUCCGGUGUUUCCAGCAUCUGCAGACAGACAGAGCCGUAGACCGGUCCGUCUGCUUACCUCCCUCCGCUGGGCUUUGGAGACCCGCAAACCCAAAAAACGUUAACGCUAGCUAUUGUAGUCCCGGCCAGGCUGGGGCUGAAUGGUUGGUCGAAGAAGGAGAGACGUCGACACACACCACCAGACAGAACCCGAAGGCUGCCCUGCUGAGACCCAGGAAAUUACUCCUCGCCUCGUCUCGACAGACCCGUAGCAACACAGUGCACAUUUCAGGAACGAUAGUUCCAAACAAACGAACUGUAAGGACUUGGGCAUGUGAACCCAAACACCUAAGACAUGUGAGCCUCGACCUUUCUGUCCCAGAUCUUCUUUACCCCGAGUAGCAGUCGAAGUUUGAGAAUGUCGAGCCGCCGGAAAUCGACCACACCUUGCAUGGUGCUGACCACUGAUGUGGUGGAGCAGGAAGAGGUGGAGGACAAAACUGAGAGGACAAAUGAGGAAGAAGAGGAGUUGGAAGGGAAGAAGAAGGAAGGAGCAGAGGAGCUGGAUCAGGCAGUAGUGGUUGUCCCCACCCCUCCAGAUACCGAUGAGCCCAAUCUCUCUACUGUGGAAGACAGCGAAGUCCUUGCUUCCUCACUAAAGCUCAGUGCAACAAACCCUUCUGAGGAUCCAAGCAGCGACCAGCCACCCCAGGAACAACAGUGUGAUACACCCGAGGAGGAGGAAGCAGACCCUGCCACGGUUGCUGCCAUUUCCCUCAGCAAGACCCCCAUCAUGAGGAUGAAGACCAAAUCUGAACCCAAGAGGAUUGCUGUGUCCCUGAAAUCAACAGACAAAGCGGCUGAGGGGUUUGGAAAGGGUGGUGAGGGAGAGCUGGGAGGAGAUCAGGAACCCAUUGAAGCUCCUCUCGGGCCUAUGACGCCCGUGGAGAUGCUGCUGCACGACUCCAUGAAGCUCGGGGGAGGGGGCUUGCUGGUCAGCCCAUACUCAGAGCAGCAGAGAAAAGGAGCAACUUUAAACCCCACAGUUCUGCCUGCUGGCCUGGCACAGGUGCUUUCUGCUUUCCAGGCCCAGCAGAGUGCAGCAGCAGCUCAGCCUCAGCUGCUGAUUCCCCUCAGCAGCAUCCCAUCCUACAGUGCAGCUAUGGACACCAACCCCCUGCUGGGCAGCACAUACAAGAAGUUUCCCUACCCCUCCAUGGCCGAGAUCAACAGCCUGGCAGCACAUACACAGUUCACAGAGGAACAGAUCAAGGUGUGGUUCUCAGCCCAGCGGCUGAAGCACGGUGUGAGCUGGACUCCGGAGGAAGUGGAGGAGGCCAGGAGGAAACAGUUUAAUGGCACGGUGCACACGGUGCCUCAGACCAUCACUGUCAUACCUGCUCACCAGCUCUCAGCAGCUACCAACGGCCUGCAGUCCAUUCUUCAGACCUGCCAGAUAGUGGGCCAGCCUGGCCUGGUAUUCACACAGGUUGGCCCAGGGGGGCACCUUCCAGUGACCAGUCCCAUCACUCUGACAGUGGCGGGGCUGCCCAGCCAGUCCCAGAGCUCCAGCAGAGUUUCCUGCCAGCCCACCCCAACAAACAGUGAGCUGAAACGGGCGACUACUGUCCAGCCUCCCUCUCUUUCUCCACAGGAAAACUCCGCUCUCAGUGCUGACACAUUUAGUUUGCGGCCGAAGAAGUCCAAAGAGCAGCUGGCAGAGCUGAAAGCGAGCUACCUGAAAAACCACUUUGUCACUGAUGCAGAAAUUUCCCGGCUGAUGAAGCUCACCAACCUCACAAAGGGAGAGAUCAAGAAAUGGUUCAGUGACACCAGGUACAACCAGCGCAACUCCAAGAACAGCAAUGUCAUAGUUUUCCAUGACGGAGGGGGCAAAGGAAGUGGCAACGGUGGUAGCACUGCUGGCACCACCAUUAUUAUUGACUCAAGCGAUGAGACCCCCACGUCUCCCCAUCCUCCACGCACUCCUCCUAUGAAGGAAAAGGAGACACGGGCCAAAACGUGGAAUCCGUUCCCAGAUUUCACCCUGCAGAAGUUUAAGGAGAAGACUCCGGAGCAGCUGGUGGUGCUGGAGGAAAGUUUCGAGAAGAGUGGCACUCCAUCGGAUGAAGAACUGAGCCGUCUGAGGACAGAGACUAAACUGACGAGGAGGGAGAUUGAUGCCUGGUUCACUGAGAGACGAAAGAUGCCGCCUGUCAGUACUUCCUCCCCAGGUUCUUCAGAGGGAGGAAAGAUGGAGGUAGACGGAGGAAAAGCGGGAGACGGAGCCACUUCUUCUUCUCCUUCUGCCUCCUCGUCUCGUAAAGGUAGCCAAACUCCUCCUGGCGGUCGCAGCAACAAAGACAUGAAAGAUAAGAGUAAAAAGACUCCGGAGCAGCUCCAUAUUUUAAAAAGUGCCUUUGUGCGGACCCAAUGGCCCACACCAGAGGAGUACGCCCAGCUGGCAGAACAGAGCGGCCUCCCUCGGUCCUACAUCGUCAGCUGGUUCGGGGACUCUCGGUACUCGUGGAAGAACAGUAACCUGAAAUGGUUCUUCCAGUACCAAAGUGGCAACGUCGAAGGGCCAAGCGGCAGAGGAAGCAAUAAAAUGGGAAGCAGCAGCAGCACCAGUCGAAAAAGACGAAGCCGAAAUCGUGGCUGGGGGCGGUCCCGAACCAGAAAGCAGCCAAGAAGAUCUGCCUCCUGCAAUGCAGAUGUGGAUAGAUCUCCCCCGUCAAAGAAAUUCAAGAGUGGGAGGGAGAUUCUGAGAGAGUACUACAUGAAGCACCGCUUUCUCAAUGAGCAAGACCUGGAUGAGCUUGUCACCAAGACCAACAUGAGCUACGAACAGGUGAGGGAGUGGUUCGCCGAGGUCCAGCGGCGCUUGGAGACAGGGUCGGAUCCCUUCCUGGAGGCAGGAAGGACAGACGGCGACAAAGCAGGUGAGGGAGGAGAGACACAGGGAGGGGCGUUGACCGUCACCGUGAAGCAGCCGGGCACGGGGGUGGGAGACGAGGAUGAUGAUGAUGAUGAUGAAGGAGACGAGGACGCCGAUGAUACAGACGACAGUGAGGUUUGGGAGCCGUCGCGUAGCGUCAGGAAAUCCUUGUCAGUCUCGGAAGACUAAUGAUUGUGGAAAUCACGGUGAAACACAGAAUGUUACGAGAGAAAUAUACUUUUAUGAUCAAUGGAUGACAGUUAGCUAAACCAAGUCUUUUUGCCACUGAUUAGCGAAUGUACUCAACAUUAAUUUACUGUAUUUUUAAACUAUUUCUGACAUCAUGUCUACAUGAAACUACCAGACGGACUAUUAGCUUUAGCUCACUCUCUCGAUGCUGACCUUAUUAACUGUAAGUCAUGUGUAACAGUUUAGACACGAAUCAUGGUGAAGAAGGAGUUUUUAGCAAACUGGCACAGCGAAAUUUGAACAGCAAGUGCAAUCUUCAAGCUGAAGAAGAAAACUGUUGAAUUGAAAUAGUUACCCAAAAAAGAUUGUGUAUCCAGACACAUCCGUACAAUGGAUUUCAAUGGAUGCAUACUGACUGUUGUAAAGUAGAGAUUCUAAUGUCAACCAUGACUUUGUGAAAUUAGCAAUCCUUGUCUGCUCAAAUGAACACGCGUGUGCUGCAUAUCCUUGAGAAGGAACCUGGAGCCCGUUAAAUCUUCACAGCAAACUUACACACAAACUUAGAGCGCACACAGAAAAAAAGUGUGUUUACAAAGGUGCUUAAAAACGUAUGACAGCUAGAUGUCACUGCUGAGCAAUGUCCCCAAUGAAACAAACAUACAUCUGUUUGUGGAACCGGUUGAAUUUCCCAUGUUACAGUCCAUAUUUUUAAAGAAGAUUGCAAGGACCGGACAAUCAGCAGAUUAUUUGAGCCAACGUGGAUUGAUAAUGACUCUGAAAGUCUGGCAUUUUUAUCUCUUAGAGAUAAACGCCCAAAACAAUAUGAGAAAGUCCCUUACUGCCGAAUGAAUGCCAUUGCCAUGAUGGUUUUAAACCCAAGUCUUCCCUUUACAGCAGCUUGUUGUUUCAUUAGUAUUAUAGAUUUUGAACUGAACACAUACAGAUCUGAUGGGAAAAAAAUGCCACAGUAUGUGUUUAGUAUGCACUGUUAAUGUUAAAUUCUUAAAAUGUAGAAUUUUAAACACAUUUUUCAACUUUUGAUAGAACACAUCCUGUGCUACUGUGAUCUUUUUAAAAGCUGAUUCAGACAGCAUGGCACUGUUGUCCCAAAGAUGAAUGUGUUGUCUCCGGGGCGGUGAGCUGUUCGAGACCAUUUGGGAACCAACUAAUGGCCGCUGUGAGGCACACAUCUAGGCCCGCUGAAGUAAUAAUAGUAACGGAAAUAUUUCGCUGCAGUGCUUCAUUAGAAUUUACUUUUCUGAUGGGUUAAAGGGUUGGAUAGAAUUUUAAGAUGGGGGAGUUUUGCCCAAAAUAUGUAUAUGCAGGCACCAGCUGCAUCUCCAGUGAAAAUGUAGUGUAAGUCCACCCAGAAGUUAUCACCCCCAAAUCAACUUGUGAGUACAUCUGGGUCUUCUUGACCUAUACUUUAAAAAAAGACUGUUAAACAGUAUUUCAAAUAAUAAUUUGAUUUCAGUCUGCACUGAAGAGACAAACGUGAAGCACCUAAACUAAACUAAACUUUAAAAAAUGCACUUUGUCCACUUGUAUACAUAGUGGACUAAAUCCUGAUUUGGCACCUUAAUCUCUUAUUAUACCAUCAAAUGGCUCUGAGAGACCAAAUCUGUUUUGUAUGAAUACAAGCUGAACCAGUAUUUUGCCUUUUUUAUCCUCUGUGUGUUUUCAGGAGGAGAAAUCAAUGUAUCCACUUUUUUAAUCAUGUGUUGUUUCAUAGUUGGAUGUUUAUUGUAAAGCUCAAAACCCUAGUAGAACAAUCACCCACCGCUUUCUUACGCUAAAUUGCACAAGAGACCCAUUUUUAAGCUUUUGUCCUUUUUGAAAAUGCACACAUGUUAUAUUUGUUCUUAUGUUUUAUACUGUUGCUUUAACCAAUGGGAAAUUGUCUUCUAUCUCUUCUUUUUCUGCUCCCCCAUUCCCCCUGUCUGCCUCUUUAUCCUUCUCCUCCGGUCAACUUUUGUAAGAUGAAUGCCUAGACUCAAGACAUGUUUCUGUAAAUGUUAGCAGUGUCGUGUUGGUUCUGUCUCUGUCAAUUGUCUACAACACAGACAGACCGAGAGACAGACAGCCAGGGCUAAAGGGACAUCUUCAAAAGACGAAAAUUGUUAAAAACCGCUGCAAUGCCUGAAGAAACAGCACAGCAUUCUCUCAAAGUCUACCAAAUAACGCUCCUUUUUCUCACUGUUCCCACGCUUCACCGCAUUACAUUGACAGGACAGUAGACUGAAAACUGUCUCGGCCACAAUUCAUCACAAAAAGGGGAGAGACUGAUGAAGCUUUGCAGAUAAACCUAUGUGCCUACAUGGCUCGUAUGCUUGUUUGAACUGAAUUUCACCAACUCUCGACCGAAGAGGAUGUCAGAGAAUUUGUGAAUGCUUUCGGAAAUCACAUACUGUUGGGUGAUUCUGACGGAAAGACUGUUCAAACCAAGUUGUGAUGCAUGACCGAGCUCUGCUAAUGCUAAAAGAUGCCUAGAAACUCUGUUUAGAUGAUAAACUUCUUUUGUAAAUCCUUAAAUGGAUCCCUUGGUGUUCCAAAGUGUAUUGUAUUUUUUAACCAAGCACUUGUCACACUGCAUAUUGGCACCUUUAGCUGUCCAAAAAGGAUUUUAAACAAUGUUGUCUGCUAGCCAUAAGCUAGCUACAAUAGCUGGUUUAUAGCAACCAAAGGGGAGCUGAAACCUUAAACCUUUUGUUGUAAUGUGACAAGUACUUGGCCAUGAAAAAUAAAACUUUCAAAAUGUUACGGUAUACCUUUUGUCUAAUAAUGCAUGCAAUAACCAAGACGAACAACUGCUCAUUUUGUACAUAUAAUAUUUUGGGUUGGUGUACUUGGCACAGUGAAAGCCUGAUCUGGGACUCUUUGUAUAGAUUUUUUUUAUUAGUUACUGUUCAUUCUUGGACCUUUUUUCUCUUAAAAAAAUGGACAUAUUUUUUUCAUUUGCUCACCACAGCCACAACAAUUUCAGUUAUUGAACGGCAGCCAUUUUGUGCCCUGUUGGUGAUACUUUGUUCUUUGAGUGCUAAUUUGAACACGCUACAAACUAGCUUGUUUUAGUCCAGAGAUUAGGCUUCAUCCUGCCCCCGGGUAUCCAGCCCAGUCUUUUACAGCAUGCUCUGUCUUUACUAUAGUCAGUCUGUUUUGAAUGGUUUUAUAUGUUUCUUUCCAGACAUCAAUGGAUUGUUUGUUAAUGAGACAGAAUCAAACGAUAUGUACAAUAGAGUAGUGUUUUUGAAAUAGAAUCAGCUUUUUGGUACUUUGGUUUCAAAGAAUAUAGAAUCAGAACUCAAUAGAAAAGACAAGCACUCAGUUGAACAAGUUGCUAAAACUAAUGUCCUGGUGCAGACUGAUCUCAUGUAUUAGCGUAUGUGUGAGCGUAAGGGAGGUUAGUCAGUGUGGUGGAUGGGUAAAACAUAGGACUUUCACCCAGGGUGGAUGGGUAAAACAUAGGACUUUCACCCAGGAGAGCGGGGAUCGUGUCCCACGUGUCAUGUUUCCUUAACUCAACUGUUGCUUUCUUCCUGCGAUAACACAGCAAGUGGCGUGUAUGUUUACGCCCGCUGUUUACAGCGUAGACAUACACGCGGAUAGCUCAAAAUGCGUACAGAUGACACGCCACUUGGCUCAAGAAAGUCAGCGUGUAUGUUUACAUGAUGUCAUGUUGCCUGGUAGCACUGAAAUUAUUUUUUUUCAUGCUUGCUAAUCAUGUUUUCAAAUUUAAGAAUCUAGAGCCAUGCUGUCUUCAUGAAGCUACAUUCAAUGUAACAGAAAACUAAUUUCAAAUUAACACAGUUGCUUAAAAGGCCACUCCACGGAUUUUACACAUGAAGUUCCCUCGUCAUGAGAAGUAUUACUCAGCCUAUGCAAAACACAGUGGAAUAAUGUAUUCUGUGGCUCUGGACUGGGCUUUUAUAGUGAUGUCAUUAGGGUAAUCUCAGAUUUGAAAAACAAAUUGUAACAGUAAACCUGCACUAUAAUUGUAGAUGUAAAAUGUGAGUUUUUAGAAAGUAAGGAGAAUCAAAUAAAAGACACAACCUGUGGAAUUAUAGGAAAUGUAGGAUCCUGUGUUUUUAGAACUUGACCUGUUAUAGAGACAAACAAUCUAGACAAUUCAGCCUCUGCUGCAUACAUUUUGACAAUUUUCUUUUUUAUCUGUCUCUUGUGUGAGUCCACCAAAGGCAGUACUUAAGCUAGGGUACCCCUUUAUUGACGUCAUUUCCAUUAGACAACAGGUAGAAACAGAAGCAGCCUGGCUCUGCUGCAAUAUAACGGCCUAAUAAACCUGCUGUUUUAAAUAAUAAACCUUCUAUUUUAAAUAUGAAUCAUGUAUCUAAUUAGUUUUCCCAGGUCUCUGAGGUGGCGUGUCUACUCCGUGAGUUGUGAUUUUACAUCCAACAGUCAUCAUGUAUCCCAGUUAACCUUGUGCAGUAGAGCUAAUCACAUUGUGAUUGGAGUAUUUUACCUGAUGUCCUAUUGUGCACAUGUCAUAUCUGUAUCCUUCGCUAUACGCCUGCUGUAGUCUUUAUUUGUUUUCUGUAUUUAGACGAAUAGUAGGUUGAAUGUUCUUACAGCAAUCAGAGAUUAAAAUGCUUUCACUAUACAGCAGACAGCUUUUUAUGGCAAAAAAAACUAAACCUUGUUAGCGUUGUAAUAAACUGUAUGUAUAAAUGUUUUUUUUAAAACUCCAUUACAGUGGACAUUUCCUCUUUUGGUUUUUCUGCUCAAAUGUUUAUCUGUUGACAGUUAUUACCCCAAGCUAUUGCUUCUAAAGAGUUAGCUUUCCUUUUAACAGUUUUCUUUAUGUUCCUGCUUCAACACAACUCAUAUUUCCUGACCAGUUUUACCGAAUGAUGACAGUGAUCUCUCAGCUCCUGUGUUAAGUUACAGUUGGUUCCGUAGACACAGACACAGAUACUGUAGGAAGAAUACAAUGAUCUAACUGUAUACUGAACGGUUGUGAGCCCGGGGUUGCUGGUUCAAGUCCCCAUACGGACCAAAGUAUGGUGGUGGACUGGUUUCUGGAGAGGUGCCAGUUCACCUCCUGGACACUGCCAAGGUGCUCUUGAACAAGGCCCCAAACCCCCAGCUGCUCGGGGCGCCUGUCCAUUGACAGCUACAGCCCCCUCACUCUGACAUCAGUACAUUAGUGCAUGUACCUGUACUGAGCAUGUGUGUGUAUUCCAGGCCUCUGUGUAAUGUGGAUUCUAACAACAGAGUGAAAACAUUGUAAUUUCCCUUGCGAAAUUAAUAAAGUAUGAAUUAUUAUUAUUAUUAUGUUAAAGAUGACAAGUAUUUACUUGUUUUAUAAUGUCACUCCUGACUUUAAAGUGUAACUUGCCAAAAUGCCAACUUGGUCUUCAACUUGAGAAUCCACCUUGGACUGAUAUGCCUUACCCGAGACUCACCCAGAACACCUGAUUGGCGCCAAGAAGGGAUUCUGGGAAUAAAACUGACUUAAUGGAGUCUGUUUUUGGUUUUGUUUUUGCAGGUAAUGUAGGCAAAGAUGUUGUGGUUGUUGAUGAUGAUGACCUAAAACAAAACAGGAUUAAAUGGUGUUCUGUGUCCACAGAACUGACAUUUCCAUUCGUAAGUCAUUCCUACACUCUGCCUGUAUCUGAAAUGUGUUAAAAACAGUAUCUUUCAUAAACUUUGAUUAAACAUGAUAUAUACGUAUGUG
This is a messenger RNA of Etheostoma spectabile (orangethroat darter), 8980 nucleotides long. It is a transcript of the gene zhx1, whose product is annotated as zinc fingers and homeoboxes 1. The record is from RefSeq and is a predicted model, not a curated record. Gene Ontology annotation, biological process: regulation of transcription by RNA polymerase II. Gene Ontology annotation, molecular function: DNA binding; DNA-binding transcription factor activity, RNA polymerase II-specific. Gene Ontology annotation, cellular component: nucleus. Lineage: Eukaryota; Metazoa; Chordata; Actinopteri; Perciformes; Percidae. The coding region runs from base 580 to 3288 and encodes 902 amino acids. The transcript is spliced from 9 exons.